AUGGCAUCCCCCGGACCCACCCAGUUCUUCACCGACGCAAUUGCCGCGGUGCCUUAUGACGAAGAUCCCCAGAAGGCUAUCUUGGGUCUUGACGAAUGGGAAAUCCCCGAGUCAAUUUACCGCAAAGAUGGUUCCUGCAUGUCCAUCUGGGAACUGGCUCGUGCCAAUGGAUAUCACUUUGAAGGAGACCCCGAUGAGGCUCCUGGCUCGGAUUUCGACAAGGCCUUUGUCGAAUUCGGCGUGAACCCUGUCGUUGGCCCAGCGACCUCGGAUCACCUGGAGCUUGACCCUGAAUCGUCUACUCCCAUCAUGAUCGAUGAUGUGACUCCGCCCAACACUUACACCAACCAUUCGAGCACAGUCUAUCCACUGGAUACCCUCAAUUGUCUCGAAAACGCCGACUUGGGUCCUCCCAUGGCAGUUGUUCAACUUACUCCCGCCAACAAUGCUCCUGCCACCCAAAAGGCUCCAGUCACCAUUGGUAAAGCUGUUAAAGUCGCUCCUGUCAUUACUGCUCCUGUCACUGCUGCUCCUGUCACCCAACUCGUUGCAGUUACCAAAGUUGCACCUGCAGUCGCUGAAUACGCUCCGGUCGUCCUUGAUCCAGCUGUUCAAGUCACCCCCGCCAUUGAUGCUCCAGUCACCCAAGUCGCUGCAGUCACCAAAGUUGCUACUGCAGCCACCGAACGCGCUCUCAUUGCCAUUGAUCCAGCUGUUCAAGUCACCCCCGCCAUUGAUGCUCCAGUCACCCAAGUCGCUGCAGUCACCAAAGUUGCUACUGCAGCCACCGAACGCGCUCUCAUUGCCAUUGAUCCAGCUGCUCAAGUCACUCCCACCACUGAUGCCCCGGUUACCCAAGUGAACCCUUCCAUCAGCAGCAUCGCCCAUGUUGUUCCAGCCGCCAAUGUUACUCCGGCCCCCCAACGCGCCCCGGGAAUUGUUGAUCCAGCUGUCCAAGUCACUCCUACUACCGGUACAGCAAUUGGAACAGUGAAGGUCUUUGACUUGCAACAUGGCAAAUCGCGACGCCAGCCUGCUAAGCAACCACCCAAGCAGAAGGCCAAGCGGGUCCCCAAGAACAAGCAAGAUGACGAGCUACACAAAAGGCAGAAGAAGGCAAAGGUGCAAAGCACUCCACGCAAGGAGAAGGGAAAGGCAACUGUGGCCCCAGUCGCACCACCUCAGACGAUUGCGCCCGCCCUGACGACACCAAUGCCUACCCCAAUGAGUCGUUUCCCUACUUCGAUGACUCCCGUCCCUGCCCCGGUGACCCCGGUGAUUGGCGACGCUCGCAAGACAGCGGCAGAUUCCAGCGAGCAGGAGCAGCUUCAAAUCGAACAGCGUCUCCGAGAUCAAGAGCAGUAUCUUCGUCUUGAAUGGCGCCAACUUCGACAGCACGAAGCUCAGUUGAAACAACAGAAGCCCGGAGACGAACAGCAGCUCCAGCUCCACCAACAGCAGUGUCAGAUCAACGAGAAGCAGUUUAAGACGUGCUGUCAAAGGAUUAACCUGCACAGAGCGCAAGUCCGUCAAUUCCGGUAUCAGCAACAGCAACUGCAACUGCGGGCAGCGCAACAACAGCCACAGCAAUUCCAACCUGAAGCGGCUCAGCAAGUCCAGCAGCCCACCCAACAAAUCCAGGGGGUUUAUUUCACCCCUACCAAGGAGAGCAUUCAGUCCGUGAUGCAAAAAACCCAGCAACUUCAAGCUUCAGCGGAGCGCAUGCAGUCUAUGAUACAACAACCUCGGCAAUUCCAAGUUGCAGCAACUCAGCAAGUUCAGCAACCUGCCCAAAAAAUGCAAGCAGACUUUCCCACUCCUCCCGAGGAGCACAUGCAGUCUGUGAUGCAACAAACCCAGCAACUUCAGACUAAAGUGGCUCAGCAAGUUCAGCAGCCCACCAAACAGACACAGGGAGCUCCCCCUAUCACUCCUAGGGAGCGCCUGCAGUAUAUGAUGCACCAAACCCAGGAACUUCAUAUUUCAGCAGCUCAGCAGCCUACCAAGCAGAUGCAGGGGAUUUAUUCCACCCCUACCAAGGAGCACAUGCAGUCUGUUUCUCCCCUUUCUGCCACCUCGCCCAAGAAGAGAAGCUUCCAGUUUAUGGAGAACAUUGUGCCUACCAACUUUGUGGCCAACCCAAACAAUCAUGCGCGCUGGAGUAUCACCCCCAAUGGCGACCGAACCUACUUGAAAGGACGUCAGGCAAAAAGGCACGAACCUCUCAGAAGUAGGAUCGGAUGGAGAUGGUGUUUGUCUGGCAGAGCCGUGAACUUUUUUCGAAUGAUCAUGAUGGAAUGA
This is a messenger RNA of Penicillium crustosum, 2301 nucleotides long. RefSeq lists its product as uncharacterized. NCBI's taxonomy places the organism in Eukaryota, Fungi, Ascomycota, Eurotiomycetes, Eurotiales, Aspergillaceae. The record is from RefSeq and is a predicted model, not a curated record. The transcript is spliced from 3 exons. Bases 1 to 2301 code for a protein of 766 amino acids.